Nicotiana attenuata is the source of this 1962-nucleotide messenger RNA. RefSeq lists its product as uncharacterized. The coding region runs from base 1 to 1962 and encodes 653 amino acids. The transcript is spliced from 6 exons. Lineage: Eukaryota; Viridiplantae; Streptophyta; Magnoliopsida; Solanales; Solanaceae. The record is from RefSeq and is a predicted model, not a curated record.
AUGAGGAAGGAUUAUGGCUGGGGAGAUGAGGUCGUGAUUCAGAUCCCGAGCCCCGAGGAAAGCAUUACUACCCACGUGGAGGGAUUUUUAAGUGUCUUCACUUAUCCCUUCACACUGGGUCCCCUCGAUCCGGUGGUGAUCGACUUUUGCAAAACAUACGAAGUCACCCUCGGUCAGAUUCACCCUUCUUUUUGGCGUAUUGUGAUCAUGCUGCGCUUCUUUUCCGAAAAGGCUGAGGGGUUAGAAUUCACCCUCAGCCACCUGAUCAAAUUAUAUCGGCCCCAUCUAUUUCGAGGGCUCAUCAAGUUGCAACGUGGAACUACGAAAGCCAUCUUUGCCAGUACUGACGAGACCAAAGAUCGAGGUUGGAUGAGCCGUUUCGUCAGAGUAAGGACUUCAGAUAUUAUCCCCGGGGACAAAAUGCCAUUCCCAGAGAGCCACUGUCUGGGUGCCCCUCGCAGUGCCAGACCUCGAGGAUUGGGUACAAAAAAGUUAGCUGCCACCUCUUCCUACGAUGAGCGCAAGUGGCAUGAAUUAGCGAAGGGCCAGUGGGAGGCCAAGAACCAUGGCCUUAGGGAUGCAUCUGAGAUGAGGCCGGCUCCGCCCGGGGAGAAGACCAAGCCUUCGAUUCCAAAAUUGGAGAAGGACAAUAAAAGGAAGAGGGUUUCGAAGCCCGAAGACCCUCAGGAGAAGAAAACCCCUACUCGGAGGCUGCAGAAGAGGUUUGCUCAGGCGGGCGCGGAUUCGGCCCCUUGUUCCCCAGGUGACGAAGAAAAUGAUGAUGAAGAGUCGGCGCUGGGAACUCCAAAAAAAGAUGCGGGCAAGGCCCCCGUAUCCCCGGAGGUUGAGAUCGUCCCUCUAUCUUCAACAACUAUUCCGGAGGGGGCAAAUGCUGAGACCCCUGAAGCUAAUGAGAACGCCCCGAGUGAAGAGCUUGGGGCCGCGAAAACAGGUCACUCCCUUUCUUUUCCAACUUAUUCCGAGGGGGCAAUCGAGGAAGCCAACGCUCUACGUAUGCCCGAUCCGAGCGAGGUCCUCGAGGAAGAUCCCUUUCAGGGUUGCUACGCUGGGAUUGAGGAUGCCAAUGACCUUAACGAUGCAUCUACCAUCUUCGAAGAGGCUCAACAUCUCCUCUCCCGGGCUAUCGUAAAGUUUAGAGCUGAGGUGAGCCAAUGUGAGGCCGAGCUCAAGAAAGUUUCGGGUGAAGAGAAGGCCCUAAGGCUCCUCUGUAGCCAAAAGGAAGAGGAGCUUAAGGAUCUCCGGACCGCAUUGACCAAAGCUCAAAAAAGCAAGUCCGGGCUAGAUGAGCAGCAAAAUCUAGAGAUGAUUGGGAAGCUCCGGAGUGAGGUUGAUCAAGUUAAAGCUGGUUGUCAUCAAUGGAAGAAGAGCAUGGAUCAACUUGAUGUCGAUAAAGAAGCCGUUACGGCCCAACUGGCCUCAGCUGAAACCCAGCUCCGAAGCAUUAAAGCGAAGGGUCUGUCUCAGGCCAAGAAGAUCGAGGAGUUGGAGGCUGAGCUCGCUAGACCCCAGGUCGAAACUGUACAGGCCAAGGCUGAAGUUGUACAGGUUAAGGCUGAAGCUGAGAAGACGAAGGCUGCGGCUGAUAAAUCCAUUGCCAUGUACUUAAGGGAUGUUAUGGCCGUUCAAGCUGAAUUGAGGGAGGCCUCCGACUGGGGAAAGCGAAGCAAUGAUUUGGCUAAGUGCCAAGCCCGGAGGGAGACUCUCAAAGAAAUCCAUGCCCAGGGGUUCAAUCUUGCCGAGGAGAUAGCCGAGGCAAAGGCGCGGGAAACUGAUGCCAGGUUUCUUGUCUCCUCCGAUGAUGAGGACGUAGCGAGUGGCUCCGGGGACGGGGAAAGUGAAGAAGAUGUUCCCGAGGGAGAGGAGGCUCCCGAAGAUAGAGCUACUGAAGGUGCAGUUUCUGAAGAUGACGCUUCCAGGGGUGUGACCCCGAAAAUAGAUUAG